Molecule: messenger RNA, 1179 nt
Organism: Cavenderia fasciculata
Lineage: Eukaryota; Evosea; Eumycetozoa; Acytosteliales; Cavenderiaceae
Gene: xrcc4
Product: putative DNA repair protein XRCC4
Exons: 4
Coding region: 1-1179 (392 amino acids)
Biological process (GO): response to X-ray; DNA recombination; positive regulation of ligase activity
Cellular component (GO): DNA ligase IV complex; nucleus; DNA-dependent protein kinase-DNA ligase 4 complex
Molecular function (GO): DNA binding
Source: RefSeq, a predicted model, not a curated record
AUGUUUAGUAGAUACAGUUUCAGUGGUAGUAGUGAUUAUAAUGACACAUUGAUAAACAACAACAAUAGUAAUAAUAAUAAUAAUACCAAAGUUGGAGGAGAUGUAUUUCAAGACAAUUCCUCCUCAUCGAUUGACAAUGCUUCAGCAUCGACAUCAUCGAUUCAAGAAUCAAUAUCAAGAUUUAAUUUAACAUUUAUAUCAUCUGAACAACAAAAACAACAACAUAAUAAGAUUGAUGUAUCUUAUGCUACACCUUUACUCUCUUCAUAUUAUAUUAAAUGUAAAUGGAAUAAUAAUGGUUCAUUUGAUAUAUUAUUGACUGACACUAAAUCAAUUUGGAAUGGUCAUAUAUCAAUUAAUUAUAUUGAGAAUAUAUUGAAACCUGAUGGAAUGAAGACUGAUCACUAUGUAUCAUUAAUUAAAAAGGCUCUUAUUACUCAAGAUCAAAGUGGCACACAAUUUACUUAUCGUUUGAGACAAUCAAAUUCUAAACCAAAUAAUUUAGAGUUUACAAUUAAUAUUAAAUUAGAUAAUAGUGAAUUAUCAUUAAAGAGUAGUUUGAUAUUAUCAAAAGUGACAAAUCAUUCAACUGCCAACCUGGAAGAUUACUUUAAUUGGUUGAUUGGAAAGGUGGACUCGUUGAGUGACCACAACCUACAAUUAAACAAACAAAAUGAUUCACUUCAAACCCAGUUCAACGAAUCUAUAGAUAUCAUUAAACAACUAACCAGUGAGAAACAAUCAAUGGAAUUGGAUUUAUUUGGAAAGUUUGUCAUUAUAUUGAACGAAAAGAAACAUAAAAUUAAAGAAUUGACAAAUCAAUUAAAACAACAACAAAGAGAAAUGAAUUCACUUCAAACAAAAUUAAAAAGUGUUCAAUCAUUAUCACCAAAAAAACAAUCUGGUAAAUUGAUGGUAUUGUCUCAAUCACCUCCGUCAUCUCCAUCAAGUCAACAACAAGAUUCUUCUUCUUCUUUAUCCAUUUCACCAAAGAGUAAACAACAACAACAAUACCAACAAAAUACACCAGUUAAAAGAAAAAAUCAACAACAACAACAUUAUUCAAUGACACAAAAUUCAAUGCCAUCACUUGAUUUAUUGACAAGUGAUGAUAAUUAUCUUGUAAAUAGUAGUACCAACAAUAACAACAAUAAUAAUAAUAGUAAUAAACAAAUUUAA